GGCUCUGGAGUAGGGACUGUGGCGGUACAAGGGGACCUGGUACAGUGGCUGCGGGGCUGAGGAGAAACUGCUAAACUUCCUGUGGAAGUAAAGUAGAAUUCAUAAGAACAUAAUGGAUGGAGAAGAGAAAACCUAUGGUGGCUGUGAAGGCUCUGAUGCCAUGUAUGUCAAAUUGAGAUCUUCAGAUGGUCACGAAUUUAUUGUAAAGAGAAAACAGGCAUUAACAUGAACAAUAAAAGCCAUGUUGAGUGUAGGUCAGUUUGCUGAAAACGAAACCAAUGAAGUCAAUUUCAGAGAGAUCCCCUCACACGUGCUAUCAAAAGUAUGCAUGCAUUUUACUUACAAGGUUUGCUGCACCAACAGCCCCACGGAGAUUCCUGAAUUUGCAAUUGCACCUAAAAUUGCAGUGGAACUGCUGAUUUUUUGCUGA
Messenger RNA from Phyllostomus discolor (pale spear-nosed bat), 430 nucleotides. Its product is annotated as elongin-C-like. Gene Ontology annotation, cellular component: elongin complex. Gene Ontology annotation, biological process: ubiquitin-dependent protein catabolic process. Gene Ontology annotation, molecular function: protein-macromolecule adaptor activity. The record is from RefSeq and is a predicted model, not a curated record. Lineage: Eukaryota; Metazoa; Chordata; Mammalia; Chiroptera; Phyllostomidae.